CGACAUUUCGCAUGCUCAGAACUCUACAGGCUGCAGCAUAUCGCACACCGAGCGAUACCCUUCGCAGGGAAACAAUAGUACUAGCUGCGUUCGCGACAGAGAGAAUUCGUCAAAAGAAUCUCGAACGGAAAGUGCAUAACCUAAAAAAGAUCAACUAACCACUGUUCGCUUCGGUUCGACGAAUCAGAACGUACCUUUGCAAGCCGGCUUCCAUGGUUUCACCCUUCGCGCGGAUACAGCUACGGGAGAUGUAUUCUCGCGAGAUCAUUCGACGAGCUUUUCCGAUUUAUCCGUUUCGUUUCUAGUUUCUUCUGGCUAGCAACAAUCGAAUCGACUACCGUUUCUGUACACAUCGUCGAGAACGAUCGGUGUUGGUGUGUCCGUCGGUCGUCAUGAUGUUCUCGUGGUCGUGGAAAGUGCGAGAAAAGUGAGAGGUAGUGUGCUUAAACCCUGGCAAGUGCGCGGAUACACGCAUUCACUUAUACACAAAGCGAGAAGGGAUGACGAUGCUGCUAUCAGGAGGGAACCAACUACAGCUUCCUUGAUCCACGAAUAUUCCUCUACGAAAUACCCUCGCUUGGUCCAGCAUAAACACCGGAUACAAGGCAGAGUGAUAUGUUAACCGAAGACAAUGACCCGACAAAACCAGCAGGUGUUCUAGACAAUGCUGGCAACGUGUCUUCAUCCACAGAGGCCUCGGUACAGCACCCUCGUACCACAAACAAUGCUACGGAAGUUAAGAACGAGGUGCAAGAUUGCCCCGAGAACGACAGCGUGCCCGGUGGAGAAUUAUACAUCGAUGAAAAUGCCGAGGAAAAGGAGCAAGAAUAUCCCGAUUCUAUGGAAAAGGCCGACUACAGUUCAUUGUACGGAGCCAAUCAAUACUAUAACAGUAUAUACAACUCACCCCCGUAUGGAUCAGCUACAGCUGGGAAGAACACUUCGAGUUUGCAAAGUUCUUACCUGACCUCGUAUACGUCACCAAGUUCAAUGACUCAAUACUCGUCCUACGCUACUUACAACAGCGGCACACCGAAUUUUCCCAACGUAACCCAAAAUAUAUCGUCCUCUUCUCAGAAGCUAGAUUAUAGCGCCUACAGUAGCAGUUUAUACGGAAACGACAGGGUACCAUUACAGUAUUCCGGAUAUUACCCAAUGCAUGGGUACCACGCGACACCGGCCUCCUUUAACAUUGGGAAUCUAAAUUUUGCUGAAGAUUCGACAAAGUCUGCACUCACGUUGGACGCAACGACUCACGAUGCCAGCGAUCUAACCGCAAGAGAAACCGCAAACAUCGAAGGUAACACGAUUCGGGCGACGGCGAAACCUUGUAGACGCGGAAGGCGUCAAAGCGGAAGUGGAAACAGUAUAGGUUCCGCAGACACGACAGAAGCCGGUCCUGACCGGAUAUUCAUUUGGGACCUGGACGAAACCAUAGUUGUGUUUCACUCGUUGCUCACCGGACAAUUUGCAACGAAGCACCGUAAGGAUCCUAACCUUCUGGCCCAAGUUGCCUACAGAAUAGAGGAGAUGAUAUUUAAUUUGGCUGAUACUCAUUUCUUUUUCAAUGAUAUCGAGGACUGUGACCAAGUACACAUCGACGACGUAUCAUCAGAUGAUAACGGGCAGGACCUGUCUUCUUACAACUUUGCGAACGAUGGUUUCCAAUGUGCGUCUACAAACAACGGUAUAUGCUUGGCUUCCGGUGUUAGGGGUGGUGUGGAUUGGAUGAGAAAACUGGCAUUCCGUUAUCGAAAAAUAAAAGAGAUUUACAGUAAUUACCGGAACAACGUUGGCGGCUUAUUAGGUGCGGCGAAACAAGAACAGUGGCUGCAAUUACGAUCAGAGAUCGAAGUAUUGACCGACAAUUGGCUAACCUCUGCGGUGAAGUGUUUGAGUCUUAUCAAUAAAAGAAGUCACUGCAUUAAUAUUCUUGUUACGACUACGCAGUUGGUACCGGCUCUUUCGAAAGUGCUGCUUUUCGGAAUUGGUGGAAUAUUUCCAAUUGAAAAUAUUUAUUCUGCCUCGAAAAUCGGAAAAGAAAGUUGUUUUGGAAGAGUAAUAGCACGAUUCGGUCGAAGAUGCACUUACGUAGUGAUAGGCGACGAUUCGGACGAAGAAACGGCAGCACGUGCCCAUAACUUCCCAUUUUGGAGAAUAAAUAGUCAUUCGGACAUACAGUCAUUGUACAACGCCUUAGAAAUGGGAUUUCUUUAAACAAGAUGUAUUUAUAAAAAAUAGGAUUGGAUGCGAGAAAAAUGAAUCUGUUCGAAUAUGUCCAAUGAAAGAAUACUUUCACAAGAUAUUUCUAUAUUCUUUAGUGCGCCUUAAGAUAGCGCUUUUAUUGAGCGAACCGUUUUAACAUUCCUACUAUUUAUCGAUCGUAAUUCGUAAAUUUGGGGAUCGACUGUUCCUCUGAGAUCGCCAUAUAUAAUUAAUUACAUGGCUAUUCGUCGAUCGUCAAAUAUGACCGAUCGGAACAGGGUCCACAAGUGAUAUACAAUGCAAGUAACAGAAAGUAACGAAAAAAAAAAGAAAAUCGAAGAUGAAAGAUUUAUAUAUAGUAUGGAGAAUAUUUUCAAUUAAUUCCUGCAUACUUUCGACCAUAUGAUUUAACAAUUGAUUCGUUAACAGUUAUUUUUUGGGUACUUAAACGAGUUGUAUUACUUGCUCUAAAAGCGCGGCAAAUUUAAAAUUGGUCGAAAAUGUUCUUAGAUUCGCAGGCGAGAUACUGUUACGCAUAACUUUGUUAGUUAUAAUAUUUUAAUGAAUAUAUAUUUUGAAAUCUUUGACAAUUUUACACAAAUAUUGUGAUACAGUGUUUAAUCCAAUUAUUUAAUUAUAAAAUAAUCCCAGUAAACGUAAUACAGCAUGGUCGAACGGAUGCUUACUUUGUGGAAGUUUAUAGUCACGUUUUUAUUAGUUAUAUUAUACAUAGGGAAUAUAUUUGACUGAAAUAUUAUUCAUUCGUAUCAUUUAUUUGUUCGUACGUAUUAAAUACUAAUAGAAUAUUUAGGUACAUAUAUUUUUGAAUCGUCCAUAUCAUGGUGUGGUUUAGAAACAUUUUUCAGAUUUCAAAUAUUUCGAAUUAUCCUAGGCAGAUGUAGCAGAUUAUAUAUGUAUAGGUCGUGAGAGUAAUUGAAAUUUAUAAAAUUACGAUAUAUAUUAAGAAUGGCGUAAAAUAACGUUUUCAGAAUGUACGAGUUUAUGUUAUAUACUGAAAAUUUUAAUUAAUAAAAGAAAAAAAAUAGGAUUAGCAAAUGAUAACCAAAGUUAACGUCGUUGAAUAACUGUAAAAUCAAUUUAUAUGUUUUUGAAAUAAUAUCAUAUAUUCAAUAAGUAAACAUUUGCCAGAAUAAUUACGGCAAAAAUUUGUGCAAAUUACAUUCUUAAAUCAAUCAAUUUUUUUUUUUUUAAUUUAGACGUCUAUUUUAUAAUAAAAAGUCAAUUACUUUUUCUAGAAAAACAUGAAAGUUGCUUAUUGUUUGAAAAAUCUAUAGAGAAAUAUAUAAAAUGCAAAGUACAUUAAUACAUGGUUUAGUAAACUUAAUAGCACAAAAUCUGCACAAGCUAUAAAAUCGCGAGAAAACCUAGUAUUAAAUAAAAUUACUUAUUGGUGUAUUAUUCAGUACGAAAUUCGACUGAGUAAAAAGUUUAAAUCAUUCAAAUUAUAUUUAAAAAUUAAGAUUAUAUCAAGAAAUUCAUUUAAAACUGGUAUAUUUAUUUACACUUUUGAGAGAUUAAUUUUUUCAAAUAACUGUAUUUUUAUGUUACAUUCACAUUGUAAUUACACUGAUCAAACAUGACAAGUGUGGAUCUGUGUAUUAAAAUAGAUUGUCGGAUGUAAAAGAAAUUAUGUAACAUUACUACAAUUAUUAUAUAAAAAUUUACACACGAUCAAAUAAUUAAUUAUCCAUUUGAUUUGUAUAAAAUUCCUUUCGUCGAUAUAUUCAAUUUUGUAUGGUACGCACAGCGAUGUAUAAUUUAAGAAACUGUAUUACGUAAAUUGUGCCUAUUGAAAUUACAUAUAUUUUUGUAAGUAAUUGUUAUCAUACUUCCAGUGUCAGGCUUUCCAAUACAACAGAUGAUAGUUUAAUACAA
Molecule: messenger RNA, 4101 nt
Organism: Osmia lignaria (orchard mason bee)
Lineage: Eukaryota; Metazoa; Arthropoda; Insecta; Hymenoptera; Megachilidae
Gene: eya
Product: eya transcriptional coactivator and phosphatase 2
Biological process (GO): negative regulation of extrinsic apoptotic signaling pathway in absence of ligand; multicellular organism development; positive regulation of DNA repair
Cellular component (GO): nucleus
Molecular function (GO): protein tyrosine phosphatase activity
Source: RefSeq, a predicted model, not a curated record